Calliphora vicina (urban bluebottle blowfly) is the source of this 2280-nucleotide messenger RNA. RefSeq names its product membrane-associated progesterone receptor component 1-like. Gene Ontology annotation, cellular component: membrane; endoplasmic reticulum; endomembrane system. The transcript is spliced from 3 exons. The record is from RefSeq and is a predicted model, not a curated record. Lineage: Eukaryota; Metazoa; Arthropoda; Insecta; Diptera; Calliphoridae. Bases 607 to 1374 code for a protein of 255 amino acids.
AAUAAAAAGAUUGCAUUGAAAUCAACAUCAGAAAAAGUCAACUUGUUCGUUUUGAAAUUGUAUUUUUCCAACUUGCUGCGACUUUUGUUUUGUAAGCGUGUGUGGACGCGUGAAAAAAAGAAACGCAAUUGAAAUUGCGAAAAAAAAAUAAAUUAAAAAAUUCUAAACGACCGGCACUACUAAAAGAAUUUGGGCAACUUACUGCAGAAGGAGAAAAUUAACAAAAAGGCUGUCGAUAAAAGCGAGGAAAGUGUAAAUAAAUUAGGAAGAUAAUUAUAUUAACAUACACACCACAUACAUAAAUAAAUACAACAAUAACAGCAAAAAGAUCAAAGUUCAAAAGGCCACAAAACUAAUUGCAUUUUUUUAUUAUACAUUUUUUGUUGUUUUCGUUUUUAUUAAAAUCGGAAAAGGUUUGGAAAUACCUGUUAAACAAAAAACCAAGUGCUCUUCGCAUUUGUGUGUGUCUAUGGAAUAAGUAACAGAGAAAGUACAGAGUACAAGUUGAGCAAGAAAAAAAUCCAAGAAUAUACAUAUACUUAUAAAUUUUGUAUAGUCAUCAUUAUUUUUUAACCGGCCUUAAACGAAUAAACAAAAAUAGCAGCCAUGACCGCUGAUACUGUGGACACAAAUGCCGGCUCGGCCGAGGAGUCAGCAGCACCAACAUCCAUGUUUAUGGCCAUUAUACAAGAGAUUUUCUACAGUCCCAUGAAUCUCGCCCUGGUGGCUAUUAUUGCAUUUUUGGUUUACAAAAUCAUUAAGGAUAGAAUUGAAGUGCCCAGUGUGGGCUCACAAAAACCUCUAGAACCAGAGCUGCCUAAAUUACGUAGAGACUUUACUAUAGCCGAACUACGUCAAUACGAUGGCACACAACCAGAUGGUAGAAUUUUGGUGGCAGUAAAUGGCAAAGUCUUUGAUGUUACAAAAGGAAAACGUUUCUAUGGACCAGGUGGACCUUAUGCUUCAUUUGCUGGACGUGAUGCCUCUCGUAAUUUGGCCACAUUUAGUGUAGCACCCAACGACAAAGACGAAUACGAUGAUCUAAGUGAUUUGACUGCAAUGGAACUUGAUUCAGUACGCGAAUGGGAAAUGCAAAUCAAAGAAAAAUAUGAUUUAGUUGGCAAACUAUUGCGCAAAGGUGAACAACCAACCAACUAUGAAGAUGAAGAGGAUGAUACCGACAAAGAUACAAAAGCUAGUGACACUCCCACCAAUACGGCUUCGACAAUUACAAAUGUUACGGCCGGUGGUAAUACUUCGACAACUACGACAACAGACAAUGCUUCAUCUUCAGCUGUCCAAGGUAUUGAAGCCGAAGGCAUUAGAAAACGUGAUGUAGUCGUCACAUCGGCCACAACAAAGGACGUUGAAUAAGUUCCAAUAAAAUCAAUUCAUAUAUAUAUAUACAAACUUAUAUUUAUAUAUAAAAACCCGAAGAAACGUGAAAAAGCUGCUUAUUUCUACAUUUCUUUACUUUUUUUUAGCAGUUAAGAGUUUUCUUUCUUCUCCGUCAUAACAAUAUAAAUCCAAAACCCCAAAUCCAAACCCUACCCCAACAUGUAAACCUUAAAUACCAGUUGCACUUUAAAUUAUAUUUUAUAUUAAUCAUUUAAUUUAGAUUUAAAAAAAGGUUUUUGUUAAUUUUUUUCAUACUUUAAUUUCGUAUUUAAUUAGAUUUAAAUUGUUUAAUUCAAAUUGCAAUUGUGUAGUUUAUAAUAAUUAUUAAUUGAUAAAAAAAUAUUUUAAAAAAAUUGUGGUUUCAAAAUAAAACACUACAUAACAAAUAACAUUAUUCAAAAGUUAAUUUAAUUAGCAAAAGCUUUAAAUGUUUUUUUUUAUAAUUUUAGUGCAACUCUUCAUAAUACAUAUUUAGUUUCUAUUCAAAUUUGCUAAUUAUAAAUGGACAAAAUAUGAGAAAGGCGAUUUAUAAUACGAAUAAAUGACAACAAAAAAAACUGUCGAAAACAUCAAAUUGAUAAUCAAAUUUUUAUUUUUUCAUACAAAUUUUGUAUGUAAUUAAAAUUCGAUUCUGAAUAAGGGAGUUGGCAUUUAAAUGUUAAAUUAAAUUGUAAAAUUAACUAAACAGCAUUUCAAAAGUUGUACGACUUUUAACAAUUUUACGUUUUCGUCAAAAAAAACUUUAUAUUUACUGAUGUCCUAUAAAAUUUCAUUGAUUAACAUUUCCUGUUGCUUUAAUAUAAUUUUUGAGAAAACAUUUACUUAAAAUAUAUAAAUAACAUCACUUUAAAAUAAAGAUAAAUUUAUACAUAUAUAAAAAGA